Molecule: messenger RNA, 7712 nt
Organism: Nannospalax galili (Upper Galilee mountains blind mole rat)
Lineage: Eukaryota; Metazoa; Chordata; Mammalia; Rodentia; Spalacidae
Product: nesprin-1-like
Cellular component (GO): membrane
Molecular function (GO): protein binding
Source: RefSeq, a predicted model, not a curated record
UCCUGGGAUUAUAGGUGUGUGACUGCCCCUGGUCCAGAGAAACAUCUUUCUUCUAGUUUCCUCACUGGUCCUAGGUAGAAGACUUCAAACAGCUUAUCUAAUAAGUAGUCUUUGUUUUAAGAAACCGAGAUGUAUGCAAUGCAUUAUUAUCAAUCAUAGUGACCGUUCUGUGCAUGGUAUCAUGACAGCAAAUUCUUCUAGCCUAGCUGAAACUAGUCAACUAGGAUCUGCAUCUCAUCUCUUCCUUAUCCAACCCUCCACCCAGCUCUAGUAACCACCAUUCCCCUCUAUAUCUAUGAAAUAGAAAUUGUUAAGUAUGUGAGGUGAGGAUGUGUUAAUACAAACAGAAAUGAAAAUCUUUGAACAAUUAUCCCCAAAUUAUUACCUUACAGAUAUAUGCAGAUUUAUUUGCACAGAGAUAGAACUUAGAGACAGUACUCAGAAAAGCUGUGAUUUAGUUCUUACUCAUUAGAAGUUAGUGGGAGAGACAUUCCAGAUAUUUUAUAGCACGGAGACCUGGGUUUUGUGUUUGAGCAUCAAAAAGUACCACAAUAUGGAAGCUACGACCAGUUCCACUGCUGUAACAUCCUCCUUAGGCCUAGGCAAAGAAUCCAGAUGUUAGAACAAGAAGACUCGAUUGCUACAACUCUUCCCACAGUCAUAAGUACAAAAUUAUAAGACAGAAUCAUUAUCCUUUGUAAAAGUUUAUAAAGUAGGAUAGCAACAUGCAUGUCCAUAACUAAUUUAUUUUAAACUUGUUCAUUAGCACUUAGUUUCUGGUGUAUCAUCUGUGGGACUCUUUCUUUGGACAGACUCUUCAUGAUGAUCUGGAGAAGCAGGAAGGGAGCUUGCAGAAAUUUGGCUCUAUUACCAAUCAACUAGUAAAAGAGUGUCACCCACCUGUGAUGGAAACUCUCAACAGCACACUGCAGGAAGUGAAUAUGAGAUGGAAUAACUUGUUGGAAGAGAUUGCUGAGCAGCUGCACUCCAGCAAGGCCCUCCUUCAGCUCUGGCAGAGAUACAAGGACUACUCCAAACAGUGCGCCUCUGCGGUCCGGCAGCAGGAAGAAUGAACCAACGCUCUGCUAAAAGCAGCCACUAACAAGGACAUCGCUGAUGAGGAAGUCACCACGUGGAUUCAGGAUUGCAACGACCUCCUCAAAGGACUGGGGACAGUUAAGGAUUCCCUUUUUGUUCUCCAUGAGCUGGGAGAGCAACUCAAGCAACAAGUGGAUGCUUCAGCAACUGCUGCCAUUCAGUCCGAUCAGCUCUGCUUAAGCCAGCACUUGUGCGACCUAGAGCAGGCACUUUGCAAACAGCAGAUGGUGUUGCAGGCUGGAGUUGUUGACUACGAAACCUUUGCCAAGAGUUUAGAAGCUCUAGAAGCCUGGAUCGUGGAAGCUGAGGAGAUCCUCCAAGGGCAGGACCCCACUCACUCAUCUGAUCUCUCCACCAUCCAGGAAAGGAUGGAAGAGCUGAAGGGACAGAUGUUAAAGUUCAGCAGCAUGGCUCCAGAUUUAGACCGUCUCAAUGAGCUGGGGUACAGGUUACCUCUGAGUGACAAGGAAAUCAAGAGGAUGCAGAACCUGAACCGACACUGGUCUCUGAUCUCCUCUCAGACUACAGAAAGAUUCAGCAAGCUGCAGUCAUUUUUGCUACAGCAUCAGACUUUCUUGGAGAAAUGUGAGACCUGGAUGGAAUUCCUGAUUCAGACAGAGCAAAAGUUAGCGGUGGAGAUUUCAGGCAAUUAUCAGCAUCUUUUGGAACAGCAGAGAGCGCAUGAGUUGUUUCAAGCCGAGAUGUUCAGUCGCCAGCAGAUUCUACACGGCAUCAUUGUUGAUGGGCAGAGGCUUCUAGAACAAGGUCAAGUUGAUGACAGGGAUGAGUUCAGCAUGAAGUUGACGCUCCUCAGUAAUCAGUGGCAGGGAGUGAUUCGCCGGGCCCAGCAGAGGCGCGGCAUUAUUGACAGCCAGAUUCGCCAGUGGCAACGCUAUAGGGAGAUGGCAGAAAAGCUCCGUAAAUGGCUGGUUGAAGUGUCUUAUCUACCUAUGAGUGGUCUUGGAAGCAUCCCAGUACCCCUGCAACAAGUGAGAACCCUCUUUGAUGAAGUACAGUUCAAAGAGAAGGUGUUCCUGAGACAGCAGGGUAGCUACAUCCUGACAGUGGAAGCUGGCAAGCAGCUCCUGCUCUCUGCUGACAGUGGCGCCGAGGCCGUCUUGCAGGCUGAGCUCACAGAGAUCCAAGAGAAAUGGAAGUCAGCCAGCAAGCAUCUGGAGGAGCAGAAGAAAAAGCUGGCCUUCUUGUUGAAAGACUGGGAAAAAUGUGAGAAAGGAAUAGCUGAUUCUCUGGAGAAGCUCCGAACUUUUAAAAAGAAGUUGUCCCAGCCUCUACCAGAUCACCACGAGGAGCUUCAUGCAGAGCAGAUGCGCUGCAAGGAACUGGAAAAUGCCGUUGGAAGCUGGACAGAUGACUUGGCAGAGCUGGUGCUGCUGAGGGAUGCCCUUGCCAUCUACAUCAGUGCUGAGGACAUCUCCAUCUUGAAUGAGCGUGUGGAGCUUCUGCAGAGGCAGUGGGAAGAGCUCUGCCACCAGGUGUCCUUAAGGUGGCAGCAAGUAAGUGAAUGACUGAAUGAGUGGGUAGUCUUCAGUGAGAAGAACAAGGAGUUGUGUGAGUGGCUGACCCAGAUGGAAAGCAAAGUUUCUCAGAAUGGAGACACUCUCAUUGAAGAGAUGAUAGAGAAGCUCAAGAAGGAUUAUCAAGAGGAAAUCGCUGUUGCCCCUGAGAACAAAAUGCAACUGCAACAAAUGGGAGAACGACUGGCCAAAGCCAGCCAUGAAAGCAAAGCCUCUGAGAUUGAAUACAAGCUGGGGAAGGUCAAUGACCGGUGGCAGCACCUCCUGGAUCUCAUGGCAGCCAGGGUGAAGAAGCUGAAGGAGACCCUGGUGGCCGUACAGCAGCUGGAUAAAAAUAUGAGCAGUCUGAGGACUUGGCUGGCCCACAUCGAGUCAGAGCUGGCCAAGACCAUAGUCUAUGACUCCUGUAACUCAGAAGAAAUACAGAGAAAGCUUAAUGAACAGCAGGAGCUUCAGAGAGACAUCGAGAAACACAGCACAGGUGUCGCCUCUGUCCUCAACUUGUGUGAGGUCCUGCUGCAUGACUGUGAUGCCUGCGCCACGGAUGCCGAGUGUGACUCCAUCCAGCAGGCCACACGAAACCUGGACCGGCGGUGGAGGAACAUCUGUGCAAUGUCCAUGGAAAGAAGGCUCAAAAUUGAAGAGACAUGGCGAUUGUGGCAGAAGUUUCUGGAUGACUAUUCUCGUUUUGAAGACUGGCUGACGGUUUCAGAAAGGACAGCUGCAUUCCCCAGCUCUUCUGGGGUGCUCUAUACGGUUGCCAAGGAAGAACUAAAGAAAUUUGAGGCUUUUCAACGGCAGGUCCAUGAGAGCCUGACCCAGCUGGAGCUGAUCAAUAAACAGUACCGCCGCCUGGCCAGGGAGAACCGCACGGACUCUGCCUGCAGCCUCAAGCAGAUGGUCCACGGAGGCAACCAGAGAUGGGAUGAUCUGCAGAAGCGUGUCACCUCCAUCUUGCGCAGACUCAAGCAUUUUAUUAGCCAGCGUGAGGAGUUUGAGACUGCACAGGACAGCAUUCUAGUCUGGCUGACAGAGAUGGAUCUCCAACUCACCAAUAUCGAACAUUUUUCUGAGUGUGAUGUUCAAGCUAAAAUAAAGCAACUCAAGGCCUUCCAGCAGGAGAUCUCACUGAACUACAAUAAGAUCGAACAGAUCAUCACCCAGGGGGAGCAGCUGAUAGAGAAGAGUGAGCCCCUGGACUCAGCUGUCAUCGAGGAGGAGCUGGAUGAGCUGCGACGCUACUGUCAAGAGGUCUUCGGGCGCGUGGAAAGAUACCACAAGAAACUAAUCCGCCUGCCUCUACCAGACGAUGACCACGACCUCUCAGAUCGAGAGCUAGAGCUCGAAGAUUCCACUGCUCUCUCAGACUUGCACUGGCAGGACCCCUCUGCAGAUGGCAUGCCCUCCCCCCAGCCUUCCUCCAACCCCUCCCUCUCACUCCCCCAGCCCCUCCGGAGUGAACGGUCAGGGCGAGACACCCCAGCAAGCGUGGACUCCAUCCCCCUGGAGUGGGAUCAUGAUUACGACCUCAGUCGUGACCUGGAGUCUGCAUCUCGAACUCUGCCCUCAGAGGAUGAAGAGGGUCGGGAGGACAAGGAGUUCUACCUCAGGGGAGCUGUUGGCUUGUCAGGGGAUCCCAGUGCCUUGGAGUCUCAGAUCAGGCAACUGGACAAAGCUCUGGAUGACAGCCGUUUUCAGAUGCAGCAAACCGAAAAUAUCCUUCGUAGCAAAACUCCCAUGGGGCCAGAUCUGGACACCAGCUACAAGGGCUAUAUGAAGCUGUUGGGCGAGUGCAGUGGCAGCAUAGACUCUGUGAGGAGACUGGAGCAUAAGCUGAAGGAGGAAGAAGAGAACUUUCCUGGCUUUGUUAACCUCAACAGCACUGAGACUCAGACAGCUGGUGUGAUUGACAGAUGGGAGCUCCUACAGGCCCAGGCGUUGAGCAAGGAGUUGAGGAUGAAGCAGAACCUCCAGAAGUGGCAGCAGUUCAACUCAGACCUGAACAACAUCUGGGCCUGGCUGGGGGAGAUGGAGGAGGAGCUGGACCAGCUCCAGCACCUGGCACUCAGUACCAACAUCCACACCAUUGAGUGCCACAUCAGAAAGGAUUUCCAUGAAAUGAGCCAUGGUUUGCUUCUCAUGCUGGAGAACAUUGACAGAAGGAAAAAUGAAGUUGUCCCUAUUGAUUCUAACCUUGACCCAGAGAUACUUCAGGACCAUCACAAACAGCUCAUGCAAAUAAAGCACGAGCUGAUGGAAGCCCAGCUCAGAGUGGCCUCACUGCAAGACAUGUCUCGCCAACUCUUGGUGAAUGCCGAAGGUUCAGACUGCCUAGAAGCCAAAGAAAAAGUCCAUGCUAUUGGAAACAGGCUCAAACUUCUCUUGAAGGAGGUCAGUCAUCAUAUCAAGGAUCUGGAGAAGUUAUUGGACAUGUCAAGCAGUCAUCAGGAUUUGUCUUCCUGGUCCUCUGCAGAUGAACUAGACACCUCAGGAUCUGUGAGUCCCACAUCAGGAAGAAGUACCCCAAACAGACAGAAAUCGCCAUGAGGCAAAUGUAGUCUCUCACAGCCUAGACCCUCUGUCAGCAGUCCAAAGAGCAGGUCCACAAAAGGUGGCUCAGGUUCCUCCCUUUCUGAGCCGAGGCCCCCGCGGGCAGGUCGAGCCUUCCUGGUCCGAGUGCUCCGGGCAGCGCUCCCCCUUCAGCUGCUCCUGCUGCUCCUCAUUGGGCUGGCCUGCCUCGUACCGAUGUCAGAGGAAGACUACAGCUGCGCCCUCUCCAACAACUUCGCCCGAUCAUUCCACCCCAUGCUCAGAUACACAAAUGGUCCUCCUCCGCUCUGAACCAAGCCGAUGUCAUCAGUACAAACGUCGACAGCAUGAGGACUGGGCCGAAAGCAACCCCGGGCUGUUGAAGAGGACCUUGAUCUUGGCAGAAGCCUCGGCGGCAGCUUCAGCUCUCCUCCUAAUGUGUAUGUGUAAAUCAUGCCUUUGGAGUGGAUGACAAACAGGAGGAGACUAAACAGAAGGUUUGGGAAAGAUACUUGAUGCUUUGGACCUUAACACAAAAGAGACUGAGUUAAGGUCAUGAAGAAUUCCCUGGACCCAUGAAGUCUGGGCCUUUGGCCCAUUGGCUGCAUAGCCAAGGGCUCCAGUGGGCCAUCCGGGCAGCUUUCCCGUGGUGCUGCUCCAUCCACCCAAAAUAAAUGCCCUCCCAAGCACCGUGUCAGUAUCGUAUAAUCUACCAACCAAUGCUGAAGAUGUGUUCAAACUUGUAACACACCGUUUUUAAGAGCUUAUAUGGCAGCUUCCUGUUUUCUUUGUUUUCCUUUGGGGCAUGACUUUCAACGUUUGCUUUAGAAGCACAAGCUGUAAAUCUAAAAGGCACCUUUUUAAAAAAAAAAGUAUAAAGAAAACUUAGAUGUAAUAAAUAUGAUCAUGGAAAGCUUUAUGUGAAAAAAGAUGAAUAUUAUAGUAUAAAAAAGAUAUUUAUGUAUGUACAGUUUGCUAAAGCCAAGUUUUGUUUGUAUUGAUUUUUUUGCAUUUAUUAUAGAUACUGUAAAAUAUUUUUACAUGUCUGAGUCUUUUCUUCUCCUAACAAAAUGAAUUGAGUUUUCAUUAUUCAGUAGAGUAAAUUAGGAUGCAACUGAAAUUACAUGUUUUGGUUAGACUGUACUUUAUGUAUAGCAAUGCAAUUUAUACUAUGAUAGAAUGAUUUGAUGUAGUUUUAAACAGAAGAAAAAGAAAAUUUUCAGGUUGUAGAACCCUUCCCCCCAAGAACAAAUUUGCAAAACAUCACUUUUUCUAAGUGGGACAAUGCAACAAAUGUAUUCACUGACUAGUCAUAUCUAAUUCUUAUUACACUAAUGGUCAAUGGAAUUUUUAAAAAGCUCAGUUUUCACAAUCACUGCCUUAAAGGAAUAAUAUAUGUUGGAUUCUUCUAGGAUGCAAAAAUGGCUCUGGAUACUUAAGUAUACAGCCAGCAGACUGAACUCACAUAUCCACCAUGAAAACUAGAAAAAAAUCGCUUUGUAUCUUCUCUCAUGACUCGUGCGUCCUUGCGUGCAUUCCGUCCUUCCUCAUCACCUAAUAUUACCCUCUUUGUUUGCUUUCUAAAAUUUCUUUUUUUUUCACCCACACUUACACCUUUUGUUUCUAAUGAAUGCAGCUAGAGCAUGAGGCUCCAUGGAAGGGAAAGGGUGGCUAGCAGCAGUGCAUAUACAGGCAGAGGAAUCCAGAGGGAGUCUUUUCUGUAUGGCCAAUCAAAUCUCUUGGAUUCCUGUUUCCUCUCAUGUUCUCCAUUCUGUUCCCUUUGUACAACUGGAAAAGCCUCUUAAGAUUCCUUUCAGCAGCCCCUUCUCCCAUCCACCCCCAGGAUGUACGUGACCAUAUGUGUCUUCUUACAGUCCUCUCUUACUCAGACUCCUCCUUUCCUAUAAGCCCUUAGCUAACAGGUAAGGUACAAUGUUUGUUAUUCAUGUUUGAAUACAAAAGAUGCCCCCAUGGCUGGAAUCACACUCGCAGGCUAAUUAGGAGGACUGAGAAUUGGAAGCCAGCUUGGGGCUACAUAGUGAGACCCUAUCUCAAAAAAUAAAAAGUUGAGACAGGCAUGGUGGUGCACACCUUUAAUCCCAGCACUUGAGAGGCAGAGGUAGGCAGAUCUCUGUGAAUUUGAGCCCAACCUGGUCUACAUAGUGAGUCCCAAACCAGCCAGAGCUACAUAGUGAGACCCUGUCUCAAAUAUUUUUAUUUCAUCCUCCCUCUGUGACCUUGGCAAGUGACAGCCCUCAUGGAAUCAUUUGAUGUACAUGACAGUUUAUCAUUGAAUAAUUUUAGAAGGAAUGUAUAAAAAUUCAUAUUUUAGACUACUUUUGGAAAUGAAGGUUCUGGUAGUUUGAGUGCGUGUUCUAAAUGGCAAUGGUUACUGGGUGGUACUGCCAGCUCUAAGCACUGGAAGGAAUGAGAUGACUUCCCAUUUGUAUCUAUGGCCCGUUGCCUUCUCAUUGUUUGUGUCAUGAUAUUCCCUAUAAUUGUUUUGAGUUUAUAGUUUCUGCUCUAAAUAAAGCAUUUAGGCUAAACCAA